Cebus imitator (Panamanian white-faced capuchin) is the source of this 5775-nucleotide messenger RNA. It is a transcript of the gene ZNF197, whose product is annotated as zinc finger protein 197. Lineage: Eukaryota; Metazoa; Chordata; Mammalia; Primates; Cebidae. The record is from RefSeq and is a predicted model, not a curated record. Gene Ontology annotation, molecular function: RNA polymerase II cis-regulatory region sequence-specific DNA binding; DNA-binding transcription factor activity, RNA polymerase II-specific. Gene Ontology annotation, biological process: regulation of immune system process; regulation of cytokine production; negative regulation of transcription by RNA polymerase II. The coding region runs from base 918 to 4010 and encodes 1030 amino acids. The transcript is spliced from 8 exons.
GCUGACGCAGUUCCUUCUGCGCUUUGUUCAGGAUGUGGGUCUGGCGCUUUCGGUGAGGGGUGCUCCACAGCCUGGCGUGAGGGGUUGGGCCGGGUUCUGGGAGCGUGUGGGAGACGCAGGCCAGGGGGCCAGGGCUCCUCUGCGGCUGCCCGCUACUGAGAUGGCGCGGCAGCCAAGGGGUCGUUGCGGGCCUCCCCCUUCUCUCGUUAUUGCUGCCCCUUUGUCUUGGAUCUGGUCUCUGACUCCUCGUAGCUGCUCGCUCGGACCAGGCGGGUCGUAGUGACAGCACUGGGUCGUCCCCACUCCUAGGCAGCGGGCCGUGGGGUAAUAGCGGUCGGGUCCCGCCCAGGCUCUCAGCGGACUCCACAGCCCCUGGUGACUCCAGACCCUCUUAGGAACUUCUUCACUGAACCCAAGGAGGAGAUCAGGCAAGAGCUGUGCUGGGCAGAUCCUUUGGAUUGUGGCUGCUGUGCACAGGAAUAUGGGCAACAAGCAUCCUGAGGCCCUCGGUCCUGUCUUUCAUCUCUGCACCCUUCCAGUCCGAAACACAGCGGCCGGUUCUUGUUUGAUGUAAGGAAUGAGGGCUUAUUCCAAGGGCUCAGGAGUUCCGCCUCUCCUCUCGCGCGCUAGGAAAAGAAACGAACCAUAGAGAUGUGUCUUCCUAGAGAUCCCGGAUGAGGGGCUGGGAGCAAGCGGAAGUCGCUGUAUCUACGGCUCGGCCAUUAUUCUGUGCCUCGGCUGCCGCAAGGGUCCGUUCCAGUGUCAUCUCCUAGCGGCCUGGCGCCGAGGCGGCGGUACCCAAGGCUGGAGCCGCAGCGGGAGCCCCCGGUCUUGUAGAUGAUACUCUCCAAACUCUAAGGAAGAAGUCAAGGAUUAAGGAGACCUGGACUGGAGAGGAGCCUUUUUCUAAAACAACAAUGACAAGAGAAAAUUGGGCCCACAAUGCUUUGAGACAAGAGGGCCUUGUGAAGGGGAAGGAUGAUACUUGGAAAUGGGGAACCAGCUUCCAAGGAAGCAGCUCCUCUGUUUGGGAGACCUCCCACCUGCACUUUAGACAGUUACGUUACCAUGAGACAUCUGGACCCCAGGAGGCUCUGAGCCGGCUCAGAGAACUCUGUCGCCGGUGGCUGAGACCAGAAGCACGUACCAAGGCACAGAUCCUGGAGCUGCUGGUGCUGGAGCAGUUUCUGAGCAUCCUGCCUGGGGAGAUUCGGACUUGGGUGCAGCUCCAUCGCCCUGGGAGUGGCGAGGAGGCUGUGGCCCUGGUAGAGGAGCUACAGAAAGACCUUGAUGGACCAGCAAUAAAAGUGAGAAAGGUUCCAGUCCUUGUCCAGGAUCAGAGCCCUCUCCAAAAGGCAGUGAGCACUCCAGGAACACUUCCUCCUGUACUUCCUGGCAGCCACAUAGCAGCUGAAAUUUGCCUGCAUCCUACUGAUCCAGUGGCAUUCAACUUCCAGGAUCCUCAAAAUGAUAGUCCUGCCCCUGAAGCUUCUGCCCUUUCUCAGGAAGAGAACCCAAGAAAUCAAUUAAUGGCACUUAUGCUCCUAACAGCCCAACCCCAGGAGUUGGUGAUGUUUGAGGAGGUGUCAGUAUGCUUCACUUCAGAGGAAUGGGCAUGUCUUGGCCCAAUCCAGAGGGCCUUGUACUGGGAUGUGAUGCUGGAGAAUUAUGGAAAUGUGACCUCCCUAGAAUGGGAGACCAUGACCGAGAAUGAGGAGGUGACAUCAAAGCUAAGUAGUUCUCAAAGAGCAGACUCUCAGAAAGGAACAUCAAAAAGACUUCAAGGAAGUGUUCCCCAGGUUCUUGAUUUUGAAGAAGAGUGUGAAUGGCAAGUUUUGGCAAGUCAUUGGGAAAAGGAAACAAAGGAAAGGGCAGAUACAGUGAGGAAAGUUUCUCUUUGUGAACGAAACAAGAAGAAAAGGAGUCCACCAGAGAAGCAAGGCCAGAAGUGGAAGGAAUUUGGAGAAAGCUUGACUUUCGGUUCAGCUAUUUCUGAAAGUUUAAUAGGUACUGAAGGAAAGAAGUUUUAUAAAUGUGAUAUAUGUUGUAAACAUUUUAAUAAAAUCUCCCAUCUUAUAAACCAUAGGAGAAUCCACACUGGUGAGAAACCUCAUAAAUGUAAGGAAUGUGGAAAAGGCUUUAUUCAGCGUUCGAGCCUUCUAAUGCAUUUACGGAACCAUUCAGGGGAGAAACCUUAUAAAUGUAAUGAAUGUGGGAAAGCAUUUUCUCAAAGUGCUUACCUUCUAAACCAUCAGAGGAUCCACACUGGGGAGAAACCUUAUAAGUGUAAGGAGUGUGGAAAGGGUUUCUAUAGGCACUCAGGCCUAAUUAUACAUCUAAGGCGCCAUUCAGGGGAGAGACCCUAUAAGUGUAAUGAAUGUGGGAAAGUUUUCUCUCAGAAUGCUUACCUCAUUGACCAUCAGAGGCUCCACAAAGGGGAAGAACCUUAUAAGUGUAAUAAGUGUCAGAAAGCUUUCAUUCUGAAGAAGAGCCUCAUUCUGCACCAGAGAAUCCAUUCUGGGGAAAAGCCCUAUAAAUGUGAUGAAUGUGGAAAGACGUUUGCUCAGACCACUUACCUUAUUGACCAUCAGCGACUCCACAGUGCAGAGAACCCUUACAAGUGUAAAGAAUGUGGAAAAGUUUUCAUUAGAAGUAAAAGCCUCCUAUUACAUCAGAGAGUCCACACAGAAAAGAAAACCUUUGGUUGUAAAAAAUGUGGGAAGAUUUUCAGUUCUAAGUCAAACUUCAUUGACCAUAAGAGGAUGCAUAGCAGAGAGAAACCUUAUAAAUGCACUGAAUGUGGGAAAGCCUUCACUCAGAGUGCUUACCUUUUUGACCACCAGAGACUCCAUAAUGGAGAGAAGCCCUAUGAAUGUAAUGAAUGUGGGAAAGUUUUUAUUCUGAAGAAGAGCCUCAUUUUACAUCAAAGGUUCCACACUGGAGAGAAUCUCUAUGAAUGUAAAGAUUGUGGCAAGGUCUUUGGUUCGAACAGAAACCUCAUUGACCAUGAGAGACUCCACAAUGGGGAGAAGCCAUAUGAAUGCAGAGAGUGUGGGAAAACCUUUAUUAUGAGCAAAAGUUUUAUGGUCCAUCAGAAACUCCAUACACAAGAGAAAGCCUACAAAUGUGAGGAUUGUGGGAAGGCUUUCAGUUACAAUUCAAGCCUGCUUGUACAUCGGAGAAUCCACACCGGAGAAAAACCCUUUGAAUGUAGUGAGUGUGGAAGAGCUUUCAGUUCAAACAGAAACCUCAUUGAACACAAGAGAAUCCACAGUGGUGAGAAACCCUAUGAGUGUGAUGAGUGUGGUAAAUGCUUCAUUCUGAAGAAAAGCCUCAUUGGACAUCAGAGAAUUCACACGAGGGAAAAAUCUUAUAAAUGCAAUGACUGUGGGAAAAUCUUCAGUUACCGCUCAAACCUUAUAGCCCAUCAGAGGAUCCACACUGGCGAGAAGCCCUAUGCAUGUAAUGAAUGUGGAAAAGGUUUUACCUACAACAGAAACCUGAUUGAACAUCAAAGAAUUCACAGUGGAGAAAAAACCUACGAAUGUCAUAUAUGUAGGAAAGUCCUUACCUCUAGUAGAAAUCUUAUGGUACAUCAAAGAAUCCACACUGGAGAGAAACCUUAUAAAUGUAAUGAGUGUGGGAAAGACUUUAGUCAGAAUAAAAACCUUGUUGUACAUCAGAGAAUGCACACUGGGGAAAAACCUUAUGAGUGUGAGAAGUGUAGGAAAUCCUUUACUUCUAAGAGGAAUUUAGUUGGCCACCAGAGAAUUCACACAGGGGAGAAACCCUAUGGGUGUAAUGAUUGUAGUAAAGUUUUUAGGCAAAGAAAAAACCUUACUGUACAUCAGAAAAUCCAUACAGAUGAAAAACUUUGUGAAUGUGAUGCAUCUGAAAAAGAAUUCUCUCAGACUUCCAACUUUCAUCUUCAACAGAAAAUCCAUACCAUUGAGGAAUUCUCUUGGCUACAAAACACCAAUGAGUCCAAGAUUGAGAUUCAGAAAAUCUAGUAUCAUAUGUAAAAUGGAAUAGAAUCCCUGCCUACUUAAGUAACUGUUGGACAAAAGAUAUAUGGUUCUUCUAAGGAAAAAGUUUUUGACUUACUGUUUAAUAGGCAAAUGAGUUGCAUAUAGAAGAAAGUUAGUAAUCCCAGCACUUCGGGAAGCCAAGGCAGGUAGAUCACCUGAGGUCGGAAUUUCAAGACCAGCCUGACCAACAUGGUGAAACCUCAUCUCUACUAAAAAUACAAAAAUUAGCCUGGCACGGUGGCAUGCUGUAAUCCCAGCUACCCGGGAGGCUGAGACAGGAGAAUCGCUGGAACCCAGGAAGUGGAGGUUGUGGUGAGCUGAGAUCGUGCCAUUGCACUCCAGCCUGGGCAAUAAGAGCGAAACUCCAUCUGAAUAAAAAAAAUCUGAACUUUAAAGUCUACAAAAACAUAAUCCAAAUCUAAUAACAUAGUUGUAAAUGCAGCAACAAUAUCUUUGUAUUAAAAAGUAGACAUGGGUUGGGUGCAGUGGCUCAUGCCUAUGGUCCCAGCGCUUUGGGAACCCGAGGUGGGAGGAUCACUAGAGCCCAGGAGUUCAAGACAAGUCUGGGCAACAUAGGGAGACCCCAUCUCUAUUAAAAUAAAAUAAAUUUAUUAAUAUAACAAUAAGCAGACACUGUUUUUGAAAAUAUGUACAGUAUGCAUUUUAAAGAUAGCAUCACUACUAUAGAAAACCUGAACAGACAGUAUGAUCUAGGAUGUCAGGUGUGGAGUUGGGUGGACAAUAGUCUGCUGUUGAGGACAACCUAAAAAGAGCACUGGAUUUGGAAUCAGAACUGAGCUUUUAUUCCUGGCUGUCCCAUAAUGGCCAUGUGAUGUUACUAAGUCAGCCUCUAAAGCUCAGUUUCUCUGUCACUCAAAUGUUGGCAGGAUACCUACCUCACAGGGUUGUUGUGAGGGUUAAGGGAAAGGAUCUUUGUGAAAGUACUUUUUGAAAUCAUUCAGUUGUCGAUAAAAGCUGAAUAAAAGAGGUAUAGUCAAAGCUUAGAACAUGGUAUCAUGUAAGUUUGUAUAUUAAGUCAAUGUUAGAAUAAGGGGGAUUCCAUGAACCUAGAAGAUACUCAUUUUUACAAGAGGAAGUAUGGUGACUAGCCAAUUGGAAUUUAGUGCUGUAAGAAUAAUUUUUCUUAAUUUACCUUUAAAAAUAUCUAAGGGAGUUAAUAGAUUAUAUAUCUAGUUUGCGUGUAUGAAAAAAAAUGUUAUGGCCAGCCAUUAACAGUGAUGCCAAGGAAAACAAUUUAUUUUCCAGCUUUUGAAUUUGAAAUUUAACAGAUGUAGAGUGGCAAAAUGGAAGGACAGUGCUACCUUGCUUUCCCUGGCAUAGGGAAAAAAGUCUUUGACUCAGCAGCUGAGUUGAUGAUCCCUGCCACAGUCAUUGUCAAUUCUAAUCAGGAUUUCAUCAUUGCUGUCAAAUGAUAGCCUGUUACUCAUGAAACGAGCUUCUGUGCCAGCGCUAAAUUUACUGGAACAUAAACUUUUCACAUAGAGCCAAGCUCUUCACUGAUUAAGCCAAUGCAGGUAGUCAGUGCCCAUUACCCCUGUGAACCAUUCUGUGCCCUUGAGUACAUUUGUAGGUUUAAUUCAGUCUAUAUUCUUGAGUUGGUAUGUUCUAAUUCUCAAAGUUCCGUUUCUGCAGCUGGACUAUAAAUAAUACCUGAAUACCAAGAUUGUGUUUUUUAAUAAUGUCAAAGUGGUGUUUUUAUUAUAAUAAAUGUUAUUAAUUUAACCCC